This is a messenger RNA of Beta vulgaris subsp. vulgaris (sugar beet), 3800 nucleotides long. Its product is annotated as DNA repair protein RAD5A. The record is from RefSeq and is a predicted model, not a curated record. The coding region runs from base 246 to 3341 and encodes 1031 amino acids. NCBI's taxonomy places the organism in Eukaryota, Viridiplantae, Streptophyta, Magnoliopsida, Caryophyllales, Amaranthaceae. The transcript is spliced from 20 exons. Gene Ontology annotation, molecular function: zinc ion binding; hydrolase activity, acting on acid anhydrides, in phosphorus-containing anhydrides; nucleic acid binding.
UUUUUUCUUGCCACUAAAGAGAUGGCGGGAACUGUCUAAUUCAGUGUAUAGUACACUAAAUUAGGCGCCAUUUCGCAAUUUCCCUCAUCUUCAAAACCCUAAAUCCCGCCAAAUUCUCACAAUCACACCGAAAAUUCAUAAACCCCGACGCACCAGCAACUUCUCUAAUAACUUCAUUCUUUUCCUAAUUUCUCAUUCAAUCAAAUCGCAGAAUUUUUUAGGGUUUUACAUCGGAAAAAAUCCAGAUGAAUAGCAAGGUCAAAAACGAAAUCAUAGAAACAAUUCGUUCAGUAGUUGGGCAUGAUUACGCUGAAAUGGACAUAAUCAGAGCUCUUCACAUGGCGAAUAACGAUGCAACUGGUGCAAUCAACGUUAUAUUUGACACCCCCAAUUUUAUUUCUCAAAGUCGGCAAAACCCUAGAAUUAAUUCCACUCAGAGGGUCAAAGUUCCUAGCUCAAAUUUGUUCACAAUUGAGGAGAAGAACGAGAGAUCCGAUCGAAAUGGGGAAGUAAGUUGUAUGGAUGUGGUGGAAAUUGGUGGGGAGGAGAGAGAUAAGGUGAGUUUUCCAGCGAGUUCGGUCGGAGAAGAGUGGUUGUUUGUUGGGUAUGGUGAAAUGGCUGGAAUGUCAACUUGUAAAGGGAGAAAGAUAAAGAUUGGUGAUGAGGUGGAUUUCGGAUUUCCAUUGAAGAACAAGUUGAGUUCGCCGGCAACCGGAAAGGUUUUUGGUAGAGGAAGACAGGUGGGGGCUUGUUCUGAGAUUGUAAGGUUUUCUACCAAAAUUGGUGGUGAGAUUGGCCGGAUACCGAAUGAGUGGGCGAGAUGCUUGGUGCCUCUGGUCAAAGAUAACAAGAUUAAAGUUCAGGGAUUUUGCAAAUAUGCUCCUGAGAAUUUGAGUAUUAUGGAUACAAUAGCAUUAAAUGUAAGUGUCUAUAUCAACAGUUCAAUGUUCCAGAAGCAUCAUCAAAAUUCUUUAAAAACAGCAGCAAAUUCCAGUGAGGAAUCGGUUGUUUUUCCCUUACCUACUCUAUUCAGAUUACUUGGGAUAGCCCCCUUUAAAAAGGCAGAGUUCACACCUGAUAAUUUGUACACUAGGAAGCGGGCUUUGGAUUCCAAGGAUGGCAUCCAUGUUUCAAUGUUGCAUGCCAAGAAUUUAAAGAAUUCAGCAUCAGAUGGAAAUGAAGCUGAAGGUGAGGAAGGUGUAUCUGAUGCUGACGUUGAUAGCAUUGUUGGAGUUGGAGAUAGCUCUAAGAUGGAGGAAAUGGAUCCUCCAGGAACCCUUCUUUGCGAACUCCGCCCCUAUCAGAAACAGGCACUUCACUGGAUGGUACAUUUGGAGAGGGGACAAACCACAGACGAGGCUGCUACUACCCUUCACCCAUGUUGGGAAGCAUAUCGCCUGGCUGACAAGAGGAAUCUUGUUGUCUACUUGAAUUCAUUUUCUGGUGAAGCAACAAUUGAAUUUCCUAGUACUCUUCAAAUGGCUAGAGGAGGAAUUUUGGCAGAUGCUAUGGGCCUUGGAAAGACAGUCAUGACCAUAUCCCUUCUCCUGUCCAAUUCUGAGAGAGUCGGAUCACCUUGUAGCCAAUUAAUGAGCCUUUCUUCUGGUGAAUGUAUGGAGAUCAGUAAAUCCACAGAUGCAUCUCCAGAUCCUCCUAAAAAGGUUGCAAAGCUUCAGGGCUUUGACAAGUUGAAGAGGCAGGAGAACAUUCUUAUGGAUGGUGGCAAUCUCAUUGUCUGUCCUAUGACACUUAUUAGUCAGUGGAAGACGGAGAUAGAAACUCAUGCUCAGCCUGGUUCCCUUUCUGUUUAUGUUCAUUAUGGACAAGGUAGAGCAAGGGAGGCUAAACUUUUGGCUCAAAAUGAUGUUGUGCUCACCACUUAUGGAGUGCUAGCUUCGGAAUUCUCAUCUGAGAGUACUGAAGGUUGUGGGGCACUUUCUUCUAUACGGUGGUUAAGAGUGGUGCUUGACGAGGCACAUACAAUAAAGUCCACUAAAAGCCAAGUUUCAUUGGCUGCUGCUGCUUUAACAGCUGACUAUAGAUGGUGUCUCACUGGCACCCCGAUUCAGAACAAUCUCACAGACAUAUACAGUCUUCUUCGGUUUUUGAAGGUGGAGCCAUGGGGAAACUGGGCAUGGUGGAAUAAACUCGUUCAAAAGCCAUUUGAGGAGGGUGAUGAAAGAGGAUUGAAACUAGUUCAGUCCAUUCUGAGGCCAAUAAUGCUAAGGAGAACUAAAUGCAGUGUUGAUCGAGAAGGAAGGCCUAUCUUAGUACUGCCUCCAGCCAAUAUCCAGGUUGUUUAUUGCGAGUUAAGUGAAGCUGAGAAGGACUUCUAUGAGGCUUUGUUUAAGAAAUCUAAGGUGAAGUUUGAUCGAUUUGUUGAGCAAGGGCGAGUUUUGCAUAAUUACGCUUCUAUACUAGAACUACUGCUACGAUUGCGCCAAUGCUGUGAUCAUCCAUUUCUUGUCAUGAGUCGAGGUGAUACACAAGACUAUGCUGACCUGGACAAGCUUGCAAAACGUUUUCUUAGAGGUGGUGGUGGUACUGCUGAAGGUGAAGGAAAAGUUGUACCAUCAAGAGCUUAUAUUCAAGAGGUUGUAGAGGAGCUUAAAAAGGGAGAGCAGGGAGAGUGUCCAAUAUGUCUUGAAGCCUUCGAAGAUGCAGUUUUGACUCCUUGUGCUCAUCGCUUAUGCCGGGAGUGCCUUUUGUCAAGUUGGAGGAAUGCUGCUUCAGGGUUAUGUCCUGUCUGCAGAAAAAUGGUGAGCAGGCAAGAUCUCAUCACAGCUCCAACUGAGAGUAGAUUUCAGAUUGAUGUUGAGAAAAACUGGGUUGAAUCCACAAAAGUUGCAUCAUUGCUGUGUGAACUGGAAAAUCUGCGGUCUUCAGGAGCCAAAAGCAUAGUCUUUAGCCAAUGGACUGCCUUUCUAGAUUUAUUGGAGAUUCCUCUUACUCGGAAUAAGAUAUCUUUUCUUCGCCUUGAUGGAACUCUAAAUCUACAUCAACGUGAGAGAGUGAUAAAAAAGUUUUCUGAAGAAAGUGAUAUCAUGGUUUUGCUUAUGUCUUUAAAGGCUGGCGGAGUGGGAAUAAACCUAACAGCUGCUUCCAAUGCUUUUGUCCUGGAUCCAUGGUGGAACCCGGCUGUAGAAGAACAAGCAGUCAUGCGCAUUCAUCGGAUUGGCCAAACUAAGACUGUAACAAUCAAAAGAUUCAUUAUUAAGGGAACAGUGGAGGAGAGGAUGGAGGCAGUGCAGGCAAGAAAACAGAGAAUGAUUUCUGGUGCCUUAACUGAUCAAGAAGUCCGUAGUGCGCGGAUAGAGGAGUUGAAGAUGCUAUUUACAUGAAGAUAAAAGGAGGAUUAUGGAGAAUCCUCGCAUGAAUUUUUAAAGGUCCGGUUUUUGGUGAUCUUACAUGUACGUGAUGUAACUGUCCAGCAACACCUAACCAUAAUGACCUGCAACCCUUCCUGGUUGUUUUAAAUCGACAAAGUUUUGGGCAGUGAGAAAUUGAUUGCCCAGUUCUAAUCAACAUUCGCAGGCAAGGGAAUUUUGUGCAGUUAAUAGUUGUUUGAUUAGGAUUCUGAAUAGUGAAUAUGGGUUCUUCAUUUUAGUUUUGUAGUUCCAGUUGGAUGUAAAUUAUUUUUGAGUGGUAUUGUUAGUCUAAUAGGAGGCUCUUCGGAAGAUGAGUAUUUGACUUCCAUAUGAGACUAAAUUUAGCUCAUAGGUUGCACAUAUAUGGCUAUUCAUGUGUAGUUUGGGUAAGAGUAUGAUAUAUAUACAAUUUCUUCCUGUGCGAUUCUUAAA